AUGGUCCUCAGGCUCAGCUCCGGUGUUGGUCUGUAUGACAGCUUUUGCCAAUUCCUCCAGCUCCAUUCGUGGUCAGUCUGGAUAAGACUUUUCUACUGGCGAGCCGACCCACGGAAUCUGAUAUUACUGUCACUUUUCCUCCCUAUCGCCGUCCUUGUCUUUAUCCAAGCCAUUGAUUCCCUCACGACGUACGCCGAGUUGCUGAUGCGCAAUUAA
This is a messenger RNA of Penicillium concentricum, 216 nucleotides long. RefSeq lists its product as uncharacterized. The transcript has 2 exons. Bases 1 to 216 code for a protein of 71 amino acids. NCBI's taxonomy places the organism in Eukaryota, Fungi, Ascomycota, Eurotiomycetes, Eurotiales, Aspergillaceae. The record is from RefSeq and is a predicted model, not a curated record.